UACAACUAACAAAUUUUAUAAUUUAUUAUAAAUUUAUUUUAUUAAUUAUAACUUUAAGGUACACAUUGAAAAUGUUUUAUUACACUAAAGGGAAAGGAUCAUAACAUGUUGUAGUCCAUAUUCUAUUCUGUGUACUAUGCGAUCUAGCAGUUUGCAUUACUUGAAACGAAUUAUUGGCUCAAGGCAAACAUUCUAUUGUUACAUGGUAGAUUAAAUGAGUUUAGAGUGUUUCAGAAAAUAUUCAGUGAAGCCCUUUUCUCUUCUGUUAUACUUAACUUGAUGUGUUUGAUUAUGUCGAAAAACUUACCUACCGAAGUGCUUUUAUCCAUUUUAAAUCUUUUGCCCAGUGAACUGGAUAAGUUUUCAUUUGCUUUUGUGAACAAGAGGCACUGGAGGAUUUGUUCUUCGCCAACAACAGAUAUACUCAAGCUUGAAAGCACGAUCACUGCUCUGCAGCUGAGAAAGUAUUGCGCUUUUAUUGUACAAGACAGAUACUAUGAUAAAAAAUACAUGAAGCACUUCUUCUUGCACGCUGCCCGUUUACACACCAUAACACUUGAUAACCGUCAAAAGUGUACGUUUGAUUUUGCAUUAUUUCUACUUCGAUCUGCCAAUAUGAACAAGAAGGUUACCUUCGUUAUACCUGAAAGAUUUGAACGGAAAUUCACGUGCAUAGUGGAAGCAGAUGAAAUGGAUCACGUCACUAUAAAGAUUAGUGAGGACGAGCAGCUUAUUGAUAUCGCCAAAAUUGUCACUCCAGAAGCAGUUAGAACACAAGUUGAACGUGCAAAAAACAUCCUGAAACGUGAUUAUUACCUUGCCAACAAAGAAACCAUAGUCAUGAAGGACAACCUUAGCUACAUGAUUGCUUCUCCUAUCAACCGAUUCUUCAACUCCAAAGAAUAUCGCGUCUGGGAAAAUGACUUUAGUGAUGAUUUGUGUAUGAAGAAGACAAACCUGGAUGCAGUGGAAGCCUCAAGAAUCGUUAAUGAGUACGGACCUAAGCUUGUCGAAUCAGUGAUUAUAUUGGAAAAUCAUUGGUUUUUUAUGACUAGCUUUUCCUGUUUCAUUCACAACAACCACCAGAUCGAUGAUUGUGCCGACCUGUCAAAGGUAGGACACCAAAAAAAAGCCGUGGCUUUUAUCAGAAGAAAGACAAGACUUGGAAAAGACUAUUUUGAAUUGACUUACAGGUUUGGCUAUGUUGAAUUACUCGCAACAAGUGGAUUCUUUGGCUCAGUAGAUGGUACGUUUUUCUCCCCUUUCCUUGGGUCAUCAGUCCAAGAGCUUCCAGCCACUAUCACAGCAAAUUUUCAAAACAUCUCAACCAAUGUCAUUUUUAUUGCCAUCGAACAAAAAGAAUAUAUUUGCAAGAACAGGAUAAUGAACCAGUAUUAUAAGCUAAAUGCAAAAAACAACUGGGGAUUCUACAGCAAGAGGUAUGAGGACAACGGUUUCUCGCCAGCGAACCCGUUAUCAUUUGAAAGUCGGCAUAUUAUGCAUUCAGCUGCAUCGCUCGUAAUCAAGUCCUUUGCAUACCAAAAAAUACAGCAAAACGAGAUGAACGGGCUGCUACUGAAAGUGCUAGCUCAAGAUGACUUAUCUCUUAAUUCUGUUAAUAAGCUCAUUAAGAAAUAUCUUGUCUUUCUCAACCAGCAUCGAAACUCUUCUUUUUCUUUGUCUCCACCCAAAGAAACCAAAAAGGAGCUGAUUGAAAUUUAUAAUAACUCACUUGCUAGUGCCUUAAAAUCCUCCAACAUCAAGCACAUCAAGUUAGCCAAAAAACGAUACGCAGCAACAAAAAUUGAUUUCUUUGGAGAAGAGUGAUGACUUUUUUUUUUAGUGCGAUAGGCCUUUCAAUAUGUAAAUAAAUCAAUCCUUGAAAUGUUGAGUACUUGUUUAUUUUCAUCGUCGCUAUUUUUCAUAUUGCAUUGCUCUAAACAUCAUUGUAACUGCGGUUCUACGGUUUUCCAAACCGUUUUUCUUUAGGACCAGGUCUGUGCAUACGGAACCAUGAAUAACAAAGUUACUACUUAUUUGAGAUACUGUAGGCCAACCCUUUGAAUUUUUUUCUUCCUCGCCCUUUAAUUAAAAAAACCGCCCUUUGGCGUUGCUUUUACUGUAUAUAUGCUACACUCUUUUCUUGAAUUGUCGACACUGUUUUUUAAAAAAAACGCUACACUUUUCUACUAAAAACAUACGACACUUUUUUUUUAAAAGCGCGACACUUUAACCUUUUUUUUUUGCGAC
Messenger RNA from Mycotypha africana, 2250 nucleotides. RefSeq lists its product as uncharacterized. The transcript has a single exon. Bases 280 to 1827 code for a protein of 515 amino acids. NCBI's taxonomy places the organism in Eukaryota, Fungi, Mucoromycota, Mucoromycetes, Mucorales, Mycotyphaceae. The record is from RefSeq and is a predicted model, not a curated record.